AUGCCCGACGUUGCCGCGCCUUCGUUUGCCCCAAGUGGCCCGGAGAAGACACUCGGCGCUGAAGUAGCUUUCUCUCCAGUUUCCGGCCAGGUACGCUCCGAUAUUCGACAGUCUCCUCAGGCAGCCACCCAAUGUGCUUCUGGCAUUCAAAAGAGACUGCAGGAUUGA
Colletotrichum graminicola M1.001 is the source of this 168-nucleotide messenger RNA. RefSeq lists its product as uncharacterized. Lineage: Eukaryota; Fungi; Ascomycota; Sordariomycetes; Glomerellales; Glomerellaceae. The transcript has a single exon. The record is from RefSeq and is a predicted model, not a curated record. Bases 1 to 168 code for a protein of 55 amino acids.